UAUUUUACUUAGCGCAUAGCCGAAAAUCGCCGUGAGUAUUCCAAAAUGUGCGGUGGCCUAUUUAGUAUGCGCUGAGUACACGUUGGGUUCGGUUGAAAAAUCGCUGAAAGUGCUUUUUCGGUACUUAAUCGUUGAAUUGGUGUUUAAAUAUGAAAAAAUAAAAUUAAAAUCAAUAUUCGACAUUGCGUGUGUGUAUCCAUAGAAUAUCUUCAACAACUCGAUGUGUGUGCGCGCGCUUGUGUCGGUUCCUUUGUGUCUCAUUAACGGCAGACACUACUAGUUCCCAUCUCACCAGAAAUAUUCAAACAAAUGUAGCAACAAGUAGUGUGUAAGAUUUUAAAAUAAACAAAAAAAAAAAAAAUUUACUCUCCAAAUCUGUGCGUGUGUGUGUGUGGGUGCGCUGUAUGCUGUAUUUUGAGUUAAUCUGCUCGCUGCUUGAGAUGAUAAAAGCUAGUUGCACAGCGUGAAUUUCAAAAACAGAUUGCAUGUUUCUUAGUAUAUAGCAACAAAGCCUAUGUGCAUACAGAUUUAUGUAUGUAAAUACUAUUGUUUUAGAAAACAACCGUUAGUUACGAUUUGUAGUGAAUAUGCGAUUGCUUAAUAUAUAAUCAAUCCAAAGCACAAGUUAAUAAAAAAGUGUAAAAGCGAGGAAAUAAAUAGACAUGUCGACUCGGCGUGCACAAUCCUUACCGCCGCAUAUGUUGGACCAAAAACCGACGCGCGGAAAAUGUAUAACGGCAAUUUGUUUCUCAUGGAAAGUAAUUUCCUGCGUGGUCUCGCACGUGAUUCUCGUGCUGAUGGUGGUCUCAUAUUGUGUUGGAGGCGCAUAUUUGUUUCAACAUCUGGAAAAACCACACGAAAUCGAAGUUAAAAAAGAUAUACAAAAUCUGCGUCUCAAUUUGACCGAUAAAAUUUGGCGUUUCUCCGACAAUGCUACAGUGCUAUCCGAAACUGUUUGGAUAGCCAAUGUAAAGAAGGAUUUGGCCAGUUUCGAAACACAAAUAGUGACGGCCAUAAAAACGAAUGGUUGGGAUGGUGAUGAGGACGUUACGAAGUCGCAAUGGACCUUUGCGGGUUCACUGUUUUACUCGAUCAUCGUUAUCACAACUAUAGGCUAUGGACACAUAUCACCACGUACGGAUUGGGGUAAAGUUACGACGAUUUUUUACGCUAUUGUGGGUAUACCACUCAUGCUGCUGUGCCUUUCCAAUAUCGGAGAUGUUAUGGCCACUUCUUUUAGGUUCAUAUAUUGGCGGGUCUGUUGUUAUGUUUGUACACGCGCCGCUCGACGUCCACGUCGACCACGACAACGCUCUGGACGCCGGCAACAGUAUAGCUCACGUUCACAGCCGCCACCAAUACGCCGCUCAAUGCGCCUCACUCAGCGUUCGAUGGCCGAUUCGGGUUUUGGCAACUCUGCAGGGCUACCACAUGCAUACUCAGAUCCGGAAUUGCGCACCGGACGUUAUGAGUAUGAAGGCGGACGUAAUAGCGGACGACGACAUCAUUACAACAGCAACUCACAACGCAGUCGACAGAUACCACCUUAUCAGUAUGAUCAGCAGUAUUACGAUGAAGGUCCACGGCAAGCGCAAACACUCAAUCGUGGUUCGAGAUUUGGGCGCAGCAUGCGUAACCGUGAAAGUGUACGCGGCCGACACACGGUUGAACGUGAGCGUUACAUAGCGCAUCCCAAACAGCGACAUGAUUCCUUUGAGGAUCUCAACGCGCCACAAUCGAAGCGUUCGUACAGCAUGCGAUCGGUGCGCGCGUCAAGCGCACGCCGCGAUGUUGGUCCGCCACCGCAAGCUAUGCGCCAUGACGCACGCGACGCACAUGAAUUACGCGAAGCGCCGCCACGCGAAUCGAGAGAAAUGCGCGAAAUCAAUAGAAUGAAUCCGCGUUCCCAGCAACGCGGUCGUUCAAUGUCGCAUGCGCCGCCGGCGGCACGCGCUAAAUCUGUAGAUCCACGCAUGCACUAUGACGACGCCGUCGAUGAGGAGGUCGUACGCAAGACACCCAUCAUACCCAAUCGUUAUGCAAUUGACGAACUCGAUCAUUAUCGCGACCACCAACGCGAGCCUCGCGGAAAACAUAUGCCACGCAGUCAGUCAAUGCCACGCUCUGCGCUACUAAAAAACAGUUACCAGAAAGAACAGCAGCGCAGCAACGGCGUUAGUUCGUAUCAUUCACAUCACAAUCAACCGCGUCACGCGUCUCCACAGCCACCACAUCGUCAGCACUCCGGACAUCACUCGCAAUAUGGUGAUCGCCUGGAAUUGCCUGAGUUCGCGCACUCUCGUAUGAAUCACACCAGACGCGGUCGCUCACCGGCACCCAUUGAUGAUUAUGACGAUGAAUUCGACGAUUACUAUUUAGAUGAUCGCGAUGUAUACUACGAUGAUUAUGACAAUCGCGAGAUGCCGUAUCAGUCGAGACACCGAGAUCGUCGAUAUAGAAGAGAGCGUACUGAACGCCUACCGCCUUCACCACGCAUCAUGUCUCCCAUGGGUUUUCCUGUAAAGCGUCAAGUACGUCCACGCUACAGCUGCGAUUACGAUGACGACUCCAACUAUGGUGACGAUUGGAGCGACUACUAUGGCGAUAUGUCGCCAAAAGAUCGCCCGGUGCCGAUCUGGCUUUGUGUAUUUCUGGUCAUCAGUUAUAUUUUGGGUGGCGCAGCACUUUUUGCUUACUGGGAGAAAUGGUCGUUUUUGGACUCUGCCUAUUUUUGUUUCAUAACAUUAACCACAAUCGGUUUUGGCGACUUCGUACCCGCAAAAGGUGUCAAAGACGAAUCGGAGCAGUCCAUCGCCUACUGUUCGCUAUAUUUACUCUUCGGCAUAGCUUUAUUGGCGAUGAGCUUCAAUCUGGUGCAAGAGGAAUUCAUCUCGAACGUGAAAGAGGUGGCGCGUCGUUUGGGCAUUUUAAAGGAUGAAGAAGACGAUGAUUAAAACCGUUCGAAUGAUAAGCGGGUCUACAAAAAUGAAUUUUUAUUAUUCUGCCAAAAGCUGUCAAUUCGGCAGCAUUCCUCAAAAUGAUGUGAGGAAUAUUUUUUACCGCUCGAAAAACAACAACAACGAUUUAAGUGUUACAGGGAUCUGUUUAUUUUUAUAUUUUCGAUUUCUUGUUUUUUUUAACAAAUCAGCAACAAAGGAUAUACAAGAAGCACGAGCAAAAUAUAUUUACACACGAAUGUCAUGUUGGAAAGUGAAGCAAUUUUAAAUUGUAUACAUUUUAAAAUAAGCAUAAACAAAGUAAGAAGAAGAGAACAACUAAAAUAAAUAUGUUUGAAUUGAAUUUUACAAAAAA
Messenger RNA from Zeugodacus cucurbitae (melon fly), 3312 nucleotides. It is a transcript of the gene galene, whose product is annotated as serine/arginine repetitive matrix protein 1. Gene Ontology annotation, molecular function: potassium ion leak channel activity. Gene Ontology annotation, cellular component: membrane. The coding region runs from base 663 to 2954 and encodes 763 amino acids. The record is from RefSeq and is a predicted model, not a curated record. Lineage: Eukaryota; Metazoa; Arthropoda; Insecta; Diptera; Tephritidae. Gene Ontology annotation, biological process: stabilization of membrane potential; potassium ion transmembrane transport. The transcript is spliced from 7 exons.